Oldenlandia corymbosa var. corymbosa is the source of this 306-nucleotide messenger RNA. NCBI's taxonomy places the organism in Eukaryota, Viridiplantae, Streptophyta, Magnoliopsida, Gentianales, Rubiaceae. The record is from the annotation of a GenBank genome assembly.
AUGACAAUCGGAGACGAAAUUCAGAAGAAAAUUACAAAAGAAGGCAAAAAGUGUGGGGAAAUAAAUUUCAGGUUAGAAGACGUCACAGUCGUUGUACUAACAUUAGGGUUCAGAUGGUAUAUGGGAUUCGGGAACAGAGGGGUCAUUAGCGAUAAAUGGUCUUCAAGAAUUCUUUGGAUAAGCGCAAUUGGAACUGCAAUUGGCUUUUAUAUGGUUGCUGUUGAAAGGCAAACUCAGAAUAGGGCAAAGAUGAUGGCCGAAGCUUUGGGAGAUGCAGGAUCAGGUGGAGAGGAAACUGGAUCAUAA